AAAGAGAUACUCCAUUAAUUGGAAAAAUCGGAAACACACCUCUCUUUUCGAAACCUUUUCACCACAGCAUCCCUCACUUCCCGGCGCGCGCGGAGUUUUCCCCCACUACGUCGCCGCCGCAAUUGAUAGUUCUACCGGAAAACCAUCUCUUUCUUCUGCCGUGAAGUGUGAAGUACUAGGGAAACCGGAAACAAAGGCCUUGUAACCAUGAUUAUUCCAGUUCGUUGCUUCACCUGCGGCAAGGUGAUCGGAAAUAAAUGGGAUACCUACCUUGAUCUUCUUCAAGCUGAUUACACAGAAGGAGAUGCCCUUGAUGCACUGGGACUGGUCCGCUAUUGUUGCAGGAGAAUGCUAAUGACCCAUGUCGACUUGAUUGAGAAGCUCUUGAACUACAACACUCUAGACAAGUCGGAUACUAGUUGAUGAAGCUUGUGAAACAAUGGUAGAAGAAUGACCAUCUCUUGCCGAAUAGUAUAUUGGGAUUUAGGACUGAUUUUGGUAGGUUAAAGACAUGAAGAUUGCUACAGUUCUGGACACAAGUAUGAAUAUUAUCUUGAGCAGUAAACAUUGUGGUUUGUUGUAUUCAUGAACCAGUGCCCAUCUACUAAAUUAAUACAGUUCAUUGUGCAUGUAAAAUUGUGAUUGUGCUCCAUGUUAGUUGUUAUAGAUGAAGUUUUCCCCUUUGUUUUUGAAUAA
Molecule: messenger RNA, 696 nt
Organism: Spinacia oleracea (spinach)
Lineage: Eukaryota; Viridiplantae; Streptophyta; Magnoliopsida; Caryophyllales; Amaranthaceae
Product: DNA-directed RNA polymerases I, II, and III subunit RPABC5
Exons: 4
Coding region: 208-423 (71 amino acids)
Biological process (GO): transcription by RNA polymerase II; transcription by RNA polymerase I; tRNA transcription by RNA polymerase III
Cellular component (GO): RNA polymerase I complex; RNA polymerase III complex; RNA polymerase II, core complex
Molecular function (GO): DNA binding; zinc ion binding
Source: RefSeq, a predicted model, not a curated record